This is a messenger RNA of Racocetra persica, 200 nucleotides long. The record is from the annotation of a GenBank genome assembly. Lineage: Eukaryota; Fungi; Glomeromycota; Glomeromycetes; Diversisporales; Gigasporaceae.
UGACAACUACAAAACCUCACGCAAACAAAGCUAGCAUCAGUGGAUGCAUUCACAAAUGUGUAAGACAAAGAAGUUAUAUAGCUUAUAAGAAAAACCAACCUAACGCACUUAACAACAUCACCAGAAGUGAUGGCACCAAAAUGACGACUCCAAUAAUGGAAUUACUUGCAAAUAGAAAAAGGAAAAAGGUUAACAUCUGA